AAAGGAGAAUAGGUAAAUGCCAUAUAAAAAGGCAAACCAUAAAACAAAUUAAGCAUGCAAGCAUAUUAGAUAUAGAUGGCAGAUACCAAGAGAACUCAUAUGCAAACCAAGCUCAAGAUGGAAGCAACUACCAUUCAUGUUUCUACCUCAAUCUCUAUGGAUUUGUACCCAAAGUUGCCAAAAGAAGAUGGAGUUCUUGUGGUCUGUAAUGGUGAAAGUGGAGUCUCUGCUGCUCACCAGUCUUCUGAUCAUCAUCAUCAAGUAUUAUCGGACAGCAUAGAUUCUGGUGAUCAUGAUCAUGAUCUUAAACAUCCACGGAUUCCUGGUUGGUUUGCAGAGCAUUGUCCAAUUUGGCCAGGACAAGCACACUUUCUAAAAGUGGAGAAAAUUCUGUUUCAAGGAUCGUCCAAAUACCAAAGUAUGAUGGUUUUCCAGUCAUCGGCCUAUGGCAAGGUUUUUGUCCUCGAUGGAGCACUACAACUUACAGAGAAGGAUGAAUGUUCUUACCAAGAAAUGAUGACCCACCUCCCACUUUGCUCUAUUCCUAAUCCAAACAAGGUAUUGCUUAUUGGGGGAGGAGAUGGAGGUAUCCUACGAGAAAUAUCUCGCCACUCUUCUGUUAAGCAGAUUGAUAUUUGUGAAAUAGACUCAAUGUUGGUUGAUGUGUAUAAGCGAUUUUUCCCAGAUAUUGCAGUUGGGUACGAUGAUCCUCGUGUCUCACUGCAUGUGACUGAUGGAAUUGCAUUUUUGCAGUGUAAUAAUGCAGUUGGAAAUUAUGAUGCAAUAAUUGUGGACGCCUUCGACCCAAUAAGGCAUGAUCAUGAGCUUUUUGAAACCUCUUUCCUUGAAUUGGUGGCAAAAGCACUCAUCCCAGGAGGAGUACUGUGCAUCCAAGCAGAGAGCAUCUGGUUUGGCUCCCUUGACAUUGGAAUGCUUGUCACUAAAUGUCGAGAAAUAUUUAGAGGCUCGGUCGAAUAUGCAUGGACAAUUGUUCCUGCAUAUCCCAGUGGGGUUAUUGGUUUCUUGCUUUGCUCCACGGAGGGGCCGCCGGUGAACUUCAAGAUUCCGAUCAACGCAAUAGACACAAAUGAGAGUUAUGGGGUUGCAAAAACUCCAUUGAAGUUUUACAACUCAGAGGUACAUUCAGCUUCAUUUUGCUUGCCAUCUUUUGCUAAGAAGAUGAUUGACUCCCAACUAAUUAAUGGCCGCACCAUGAAUGGCGGGGUUGGUACAACAACUACUACAAUGCCGUUUAGAUCUGUACAUAGUGAUCAUCAAGUUCUAGAUCUUUAACCAGACGAUCGAAGCAAGUUGCUUUGAUUAGCAUUGUUUGUGCCAUCAUGACUUGCACAGUCCGACAAUAAUCUCCACCCAACUCGGACAUCAUGAUUAUGUUUCGAUUAUAUUCUUCAAAAAGUUAGAUUUGCUAGCACUACCAAUUGAUUUGC
This is a messenger RNA of Carya illinoinensis, 1448 nucleotides long. Its product is annotated as spermidine synthase 2-like. Gene Ontology annotation, cellular component: cytosol. NCBI's taxonomy places the organism in Eukaryota, Viridiplantae, Streptophyta, Magnoliopsida, Fagales, Juglandaceae. Gene Ontology annotation, molecular function: spermidine synthase activity. The coding region runs from base 76 to 1293 and encodes 405 amino acids. The transcript is spliced from 9 exons. The record is from RefSeq and is a predicted model, not a curated record. Gene Ontology annotation, biological process: spermidine biosynthetic process.